AUGUCCGAGAACAUCCCGGAGUCUGUUCCAACCUCCCAAGACCCGCGCUCAAAGCGCCCUCUUAAAAGGCGUGCCCUGAGUCCUCUCUCGAAGCAGGCCUCUGAAGUGGAAGCCUUGUUCGCAAAUCCCGAGCGCGAAGUCAAUAUACCCUCAACUGUAAGCCACGAUCAUAGGUCCAAGCUUCCUGCUCCGCCCGAAAUCGUCGCGAAUGUACAAGGUUCAAGUGCUGGUGCUGGUUCGGGCGAAUUUCACGUCUACAAAGCCAGUCGUCGGAGGGAGUAUGAGAGGCUGAAACAAAUGGAUGAGGAGACAGCGAAAGAGCAAGCUGAUGCUGAUUUUGAGAGUAAGAGGGAGGAGCAGCAUAAGAAGGAUGACCAACGGACCGAGAAAAACCGGAAGAAAAGAGAAAAGCAAAGGCAGCGAAAAGGAGGCAAGGACAAGAGGCAGGAGAAGAAUGAUGAGGCAGCAAGUAGAGAUCGAAAUGCUUUGGCUGAUACAGCAGAAGAGGCUGGUGGCGCGCAAAGACCAGCAUCCGUCAUGCCUAAUGGCUACGCAACAUCCACUGCUGAUGAGACAGGCGUUACAAUACAUGACGACGAUUGA
This is a messenger RNA of Bacidia gigantensis, 603 nucleotides long. RefSeq lists its product as uncharacterized. Gene Ontology annotation, biological process: negative regulation of protein kinase activity. Gene Ontology annotation, cellular component: nucleolus. Gene Ontology annotation, molecular function: double-stranded RNA binding; protein kinase binding; protein kinase inhibitor activity. The record is from RefSeq and is a predicted model, not a curated record. Lineage: Eukaryota; Fungi; Ascomycota; Lecanoromycetes; Lecanorales; Ramalinaceae. Bases 1 to 603 code for a protein of 200 amino acids. The transcript has a single exon.